GCGCUCACUUGCACAUUCUUUUCUAACUGCUUAACCAAAUAAAACGCUGAAUGUGCACGAUUGCAUGUGUGUGUUGCACUUUAAUCAGUGUAUUAUUGAAUCGAUCGACGGAUUUGAAUAAUUUUCUGAGCGAAUAUAUAUAUAUCUAACAUGCUUAACCACAACCAAAAAAUACAGCGUCGUGAAUAUUUUAAACCCUUUUGUGCGGUUGGCAACUUAUUCGAUAUCGAUUUUAUUGUGCUAUUAUAACUAAUUGAAUUUCCUUAUUUGCUGAAAUGUUGGGCUAAGCACGAUCAAGCCUAUCGAGCAGUGUAUAAAAACCUGAUUACCUGACCUAGACACCAUAAACUAGCCAGUUUUACUGGCACAUAAAUAUUUAUUGCAAUUUGUUCUUAUAUGUGUAUCAACAAACAACAAGGAAUUGAAAGUCACAAACAAACCAGGUCGGUCUGUCUUCAGUGUGAAAGUACAUCCACUAAAAACUAAUUUUUUGUCUGUCUCCUAGUCCUAAUUCUUCUUAACUAAUUACGUUGUCGGCAGGCUGAUUGACAUCAGACACUAAGGAUGAAUUAAUUAAGAAAGUGACUAAUGAAUUUCCUUUCUGUUUCGCACGGAUGAAUGAAAAACUGGGUCUCAUUUUUUGUGUGACCGAGGUGGUGUUCCGUUUUGUACAAAAAAACGUGCAAAAAUUACACAUGUACAAUUUGCAGUAUUUUAAAAUUUUUCUCUGAGGGAAGGAAUAAUAAGAUACAUAUGUACCUACAUAAGAAUAAGGAUAAGAGUAGAUAUGGACCAUGUUUAUAUGAUCAGGAAGGCAAUAAAGAUUUUUUUACAGUCUUCUUAAACAAAUAAAUAAGCACCGAGUCAUUGUUUAUGUACUGUCCGAGUAGGAAAAGUCAUGCUGCAGACGUCUCUCUCUUAUUCCAUUCAUAAACUAAACCCUAAGAUAAGUAAGUAAGUAAAUAGAUCAUUCAUUUCAUUCUUCCUCAAUUCCUAGACUGGAGGGAGAAAUACGUAUGCACACAUCUUGCUAAAACUAUGUAUACAAACGGUUCAUUCGUAAAAAAAUCACCUCUGCCUCAUUGGUAUUCUUAAAGGAAGAAGAAGCGAGUGGAUUCGCUCAUUUUUUUAUCACCUAUUAUCUUGUGAAUGAGUGCUUAUUCUUGCAGUCACGACCUGACGAACUUAGCGAGGAACUUGCAUUAAAAUUAUGAUGGGGAGAUUAACUCCAAGACUUAUGAAGCCCCGUACAAAUAAAUAAUAUUCACAUAUGAAUGAAUAAAGUUAUUACAAAAUUAGCAAAAUUCACCGCAAAAGCCAAACUAAUCCCUGCUAAAUCCUUUUACAUAUGAAUGUGCACAUACACAAAUAUUAAAUAAGUUCACGUACGUAGUCCCCUCACUCACUCAUAUUUUGCCAACAAUGUAAAGACGUGAUUGUGAACAAAGCUUGCACAAAUUACAUAUUCUGAUGCUUCCCUAUAGUUUUAACUUGCAAAGAGAGGUCAAAGUUCGAAAACCAUGAAGAAAUCAUAUCCACCGCUGCGCUUUUUAUUUAACACAACUCUUUCUUCUCGUAUAAUUGCUGCCAUUAUCGAAAUAAUUUUGGCUGUUGCAUUACCUUUCUUUUGGUGGUUAAUGGUUAAGUCAGAGUUUAAUAUGCAUGCGGUCAGAGGAUGGAUGCGAGAGUCAAAUUGCAAAUUUUAUGCCGGAGGUUUGCUAUUAUAGAUAAACCCCCAUUUAUGUAUGUAUUAUCUGCAUAUAUUGCUAUGCAUGCGUUCGUAACUUUUGCUUUUACUGUCAUUCAGCAGACAAUUCACGAGAUAAAAAUGACAGGUGCCCAUAUAAUACAAUUAUAUAUGAUUUUAGCCUCUCUCUCUCCACGGCCGUCUCCUCGUCCGUACGUGAGGAUGAUGAAUGAUGGAUUCAAACUCAAACUAUUGUGCUGACAGUUUAGCUUAAAGUUGAAAAAAUUACUGCCAACAUUAUCGCAUCCUAAUGUUGUUGCACACUUUAAUUGCAGGAUCUGCCACACAAUUGGACAAAUGUAUCAACACCAUGAAAUAUAUGCAUGCAGGAGAAUGGGAGACAUUACUACGCAUCAUUAGACGGCAAGAUUGCGGCAGGUUUCUAGAAAUUUAGAUUACAAAGUUUCCGUCAUGGAGACAACUCAUAAUCUGACAAGCCAACGAAGAAAGUAUUUUGACGUCGCUAAAUUCUUUCUAAAUUCGCCUGCUAAACGGAUUUCAUGCCAAAAGCGGAUACACAUAGAUAUUUUUAUAUUUCUUUUUUCGUAAGGAAAAAUCGGUGGGAAAAUGACUGGGAAAGGAAACAAGGUUCAGAAGGAGAUGUGGAACUGGGAGUGGAAAAAAGCAAAGCCUGUGGGAAAAGAUGAGAAGGAAGCGACUCCUGCCACCAACGAACCGGAAGUUCCAGAGGCAGGGGAAGAAUCCAAGUAUCAGUACCCGCUUAUCUGUAUGUCAGAAAUCCCGAAACAGUUUGAGACCGAGAUGAUGGACACCAUAAUGUCAGCCGUGGACCGAUUCACGACAGAUUUGCCAAAAGCGUGUCAGUACAUCAAGCAAGAGUUUGACCGCUUGUAUGAACCUUUGUGGCAUUGCGUCAUCGGACAGAGCUAUGGAUUUGAUGUCACUUAUGACCAGAAGUCCAUCAUGUACAUGUUCUAUCUUGGCAAUCUGGCAAUUCUCGUCUGGAAAUUUGUCACCUUCUAAAAAAUUUGAGUAUCCCGUAUGAAAUUAUAACUUUACAGUCUGUAAUUUGCCUGCGAUUCUUUUAGAAAAAUAUAUAUGUCGAGUCAGAGUAUCCUCUACCCAAUUGUGUAUGUAUAGAAUAUGGGGAAAACAAGAAAUAAAAGCGAUGUCAAUUCAUAUCAAGAUAA
Molecule: messenger RNA, 2898 nt
Organism: Folsomia candida
Lineage: Eukaryota; Metazoa; Arthropoda; Collembola; Entomobryomorpha; Isotomidae
Product: dynein light chain LC6, flagellar outer arm
Exons: 3
Coding region: 2315-2731 (138 amino acids)
Biological process (GO): microtubule-based process
Cellular component (GO): dynein complex
Molecular function (GO): dynein intermediate chain binding; dynein light intermediate chain binding
Source: RefSeq, a predicted model, not a curated record